UGGCACUUGCUUCCUUGUUUCCCACGGACAUACGUUGAGCUUCUCACCCUGAGCACUUCACUCACUAGUACUAACCCACCCGACAAAGUCAGAAUGGCUCAACAACAGAAAUUACCUCGGGCCGUGCCGCAAACGGCGUUGACAGGAUGCCUCCGCGACCGCAUCCAAGCCCAGCAAGACCAGCUUGACGGGAAACGGUUCUUGAGUCUGGAUAUAGAAUCAUACGAGCGAGAUCACGCCUUCCUCACCGAAUUCGGCUGGUCUAUCUCGCACCCCAGUGCCACCGGCCCUCCCACAAUCACCGCCAAACACUUCAUAGUCCAAGAGUACCUCUGCUUCCAAAACGGCGCAUAUGUCCCCGACUUCCGCUACUCUUUCAUGCACGGCGACAGUGAGACGAUCCCGCUCGGCGAUGUUUUGCAGCAUCUGGAAGAGGAUUUGUCGGUGGAGGGGACGGUGCUGAUCGGACAUGGGAUUACAUCGGAUUUCGAUAUGUUGGAGUCGGUUGGGUUUGAUCCGAGGGACUUUGUGAGCAAGAUUUAUGAUACAAAGCAGAUCUUUCAGGCGAAGUUUGCUGUGCCGGCUCCUAACCUUGCGAAGAUGUGCGAAAAGCUCGGCUUUGAAACAAAAUAUCUUCACAACGCAGGAAACGAUGCUUACUGGACCUUGAUAGCCUUCUUGUCAAUGCUCAAGGAUUGAUGUUCUUCUCGGCGUAUCUUGCUAGCCAUCCGCCGCGGCGUAUAUAUUCCCGUACUUCAAGUGACCAUGUGGUCACCAGAUGCUCUUUCAUCUGCAGGAUAUAUAGCAUUCCUCCUCUGCCUGACACAUAAUGCUGAAUACAACCUCG
Molecule: messenger RNA, 847 nt
Organism: Fimicolochytrium jonesii
Lineage: Eukaryota; Fungi; Chytridiomycota; Chytridiomycetes; Spizellomycetales; Powellomycetaceae
Exons: 5
Coding region: 94-699 (201 amino acids)
Cellular component (GO): nucleus
Molecular function (GO): nucleic acid binding
Source: RefSeq, a predicted model, not a curated record